AUGGGUGUCAGCGGGAACGGGAGAGCGCAUGUCUAUGAUUCCACAACCAACACCCUCUGGGUUCUGGACCUCGUCCAACGGACUGGCGUGUACUACGUCGAUCACGAGCACUGUAUUCAGGUAAGUCCGUCUACGAAACGGUCCUAGAUCACGAGAGAAGUGAGCCCCAGACUGUGAUCGUUGAGCCUUGUCCGCUUCGAUCUAA
Molecule: messenger RNA, 205 nt
Organism: Microbotryum saponariae
Lineage: Eukaryota; Fungi; Basidiomycota; Microbotryomycetes; Microbotryales; Microbotryaceae
Source: the annotation of a GenBank genome assembly